This is a messenger RNA of Cucurbitaria berberidis CBS 394.84, 1186 nucleotides long. RefSeq names its product PLP-dependent transferase. The record is from RefSeq and is a predicted model, not a curated record. The transcript has 4 exons. Lineage: Eukaryota; Fungi; Ascomycota; Dothideomycetes; Pleosporales; Cucurbitariaceae. Bases 11 to 1186 code for a protein of 391 amino acids.
AAACAACAUUAUGUCUUUCAACAUCACGAAGGCACGCGAGCGUUUCCCCGCUUUACAACAAGACCAGGUCUUCCUUGACAACGCGGGAGGUAGCCAAGCUCUUGGAGAUGUGAUCGAUUCGAUAACUCAGUAUCUCUCAAAAACCAACGUCCAGCUAGGCGCUUCGUACCACACCGGGUCCGUCUCAAACACAAAGUAUGAGGAGGGCUAUCAGGCGGCAGCGAAGUAUAUCAACGCUGGCCGGGAUGAAAUUGUACUCGGAGGCUCAACAACCCAACUCUUCAUGAACCUCGCCGGUGCCCUCCAGUUUAAUGAAGGGGACGAGAUCAUCCUAUCCAAGAUGGAGCACGAGACGAAUGUCAAGCCAUGGCUAUUCAUGGCUGAGCGACUCAAGCUCACUGUGAAGUGGUGGUAUUCCUCCAAAGAAGACGGCCUCAAACUUACCCUCAAUAACUUGAAGCCACUUCUCUCGCCGAAAGUCAAAUUCGUCGCUUGUACCCAUGUCUCCAACAUUCUCGGUACUAUUCACGAUGUGAAAGCGAUUGCAGAUGUAGUACACGAGGCGGGUGCGUUAUUCUGUGUUGAUGGCGUGAGCUACGCACCGCAUCGAAAGGUUGAUGUGAAGGCUUUCGGGGUCGAUUUCUAUUCCUUCUCAUGGUACAAGGUCUACGGGCCCCACAUCGCCGUGCUGUAUGCUAGCAACAGCGCACAACAGCACGUCAAGCCCAUGGCGCACUUCUUCAACCCCACCAAAACCCUCGAAGACAAACUGGGCUUUGCAUCUUCUAACUACGAAUGUGUACAAUCUAUCCCACAGAUUGUCUCAUAUCUCGACGGCGCGUUCGACGACAUCGCUGAACAUGAAGGGAAACUGCAAAAGAUCCUGCUCGACUUUCUCAACUCACGGCCGGACAUCACAGUUCACGGAUCUACAUCUACCGACUCGAGUGUUCGUGUGCCGACCAUUUCAUUCACUGUCAAGGACGUGAAUUCGAAGAAGAUUGUGGAAGAGGCAGAGAAGGUUUCAAACUACGGGUUUAGGUGGGGCCACUUUUACUCCAAGAGGCUGUGCGAUGAGGUGCUCGGCCUAGGCCCCGAGGCUGUUACUAGAGUUAGUAUGGUGCAUUAUAAUAGCGAGGAGGAGAUUCGAGGUUUAGUAAAGGUGCUGGAGCAGAUUCUACCUUAA